CCUCUUUAACCGUAUUAACAUGGUUAUAGACACCCCUUUUAACUCUUUCCUUCCGAGAACUUUCUUUGCCAAUCGUCAACCACAUUUCUGGCAUAUCACUUAAGCAGAGCGGAUGUAUAGAACUGGAAGUCGAGUUUGAGUUUCUAUACUUGUGUGUAUUUCUUCCGGGCCGUCUAAUACCCGGACCUGUUGACCACCACAGUCAACGGGUCACGUUAGGUCAGAGGGAACACGUCCGUCUCCACCCAAGUCAAUGACGAAAGCAGUUCUCUUUCCUCUGCUUCUUCUCGGAUGUUUUGCAAGUUUGCCACUUUUGCCAGCCACUAUAGCAGCUAGAGAACCCUUCAUCCUAGAACUGCGGAAAAUAAACAAGAAAAAGGCAGAGCUGUUAUUAGCAUAUUCUAAUUAUGACUAGCAACUCUGCCGAGAAAAAGGAAAAAGAUGAUCACGUGUCCAAACAGGAUGGAGAAAACUAUAAUUCAAUAUCGCACAAUUUGAUUUGAUUUCAAUGUGUUAUAUUAUCCUCUUCCAAAAAAAAUGAAACUAUACGUUGUGAGGUAACGUCUUGUUUUGCUUCGUUGAACUGGUAAACUAUUAGCUGCUCUCUUGGCUUCCGACACGUGUUGUGUCUCUCCUCUCGGUCUCUCCUUUUUUAUUUUUUGAAUUUUUCUUGCGUCAGCAGCGGUUGCCAGGAGCCCCGAGUGUUGAACGGACCAACUCCAUCUGCUCUCCAUUCCGCGUCUAGCUCUCUCUCUCUUAACUGACUAUAGAGUGACACUAGAUGUUCCUGAUGAUGAUGGUGAAAACAAGAUGACAGCUGAUGCAACCGUUUUGCCACCGAACCGUAUCGACCACAUCUAUACUCUGUUAUAGGCUCGUUAUACUACUAGGCCGAUGGGUUUAAGUCGUUUUCACACUAUUACGACUCUAUGGGCCACUAAAAUUCUAGGCCUAGUUGUAUAAUUACAGUUAACUAAUGUCUAUUUCAAAUAAUCCAGCACGUUUGUAAUUCUCAUUUCAAGGAAAUCUGGUUAAGACACGCGUCUUUGAACGACUAGGCCUCUUGUUUGACUGAUGGUCGUGUUGUUGGCCUUUUCUGUUGGUUAAACGACGUUCCAUCAUCAUCGGGUGGCAAGUUCUUUGCCAGAAAUCACGCCUAAUGCGAGUGGAGGUUACAACAAAACAGCUGUUGUUGUAUUUGUGGAACUAUUACAGAAUUUAUCGAGACUCGUUUGCUGAGUAUAUAGACGAGAGUCGACGACUUUUUCUUCUCGUCCAAGUGGCUCGUUCCUGUCGUCACUCGGGUCCGCGCCAUUCGGGUCGUUGAGACGGGCGAACGGCGCGCGCGGGUCGGACGCUUAAAACACAACACCGGGUGUGUUGCGCCAACUUUUUCGGUUGUUGUUUCUUUCUUUUUUAACUUCCAGCCAGCCAGCCAGCUAGUCCAAAGCGGUUGGCUGUUGUAUGUAAAAGACGAGAGCUGAAUUCGGAAACUAAAGUGCGCGGUUGAAAGAUGGCCAGGGCCAACAGCAUUUUGAGCGUCUCCUAUUUCUUCCAGUUACACACACACACAGUGUGGAGAAAGUGGGGAAUCAGCUAAUAGCUCGCAUAAUUUGAUGAUUGACACAUUUUCACGUCUAAGAGAAAACCCAACCAAAUUUACAGGACAAAACGAAGCAGCAGACGUGAGUUAUAACCGUGUCGGCGUGAACGUCGACUACAUAAAUCCAAGAGGCUUUUUGAACUAUAUUUGAAAAUAUAAGAAAUCGAUGAUAAGAAAGAGCGUGAGAAUGACUUGAAGGCAAUAGAACAUCUACACUGUAAGUCUGGUUGGCUAUUGGUGCGCGGUGUGUGUGAAACACACAAGUGCAAGAGUUUUCAACUCGAAUCUUAUUUUCUAAUUCUCUUAGGGCUUCUCCAAAUAGUAGAACAUGAUCAUCACUCGGCGAUCAGUUCAACAUAGACGAACGAGGCUUACAUCUAUUAUCGGUCACGCCGCUUGCGUGAUGGAGAGCCCUGCUGACAGCCGCAUCAUCACACACUACACCACACAUACUAUACUACUAUUACCAGCAGCUCUAAACACGGAUAGAUAUAAUUGCGUGGGUAUUAGUACAUAGAUAUUGAUUCAAUUUAAAACGUACAUACGCAUUGAUGCGGCUGACCAGUGUCACGGAAAUGAUCGGAUUGCCACCAGGUUUUAUUUCACAAUAGAUUGUUGGUUAUUUCUUUUUGUUCCGUUGAUGGAUGAAAAUGGUGGAGCCCUAUUCAACCGGCCGAUUGUCGCGUGCCAUCAGCUGAUUAUAUAUCCAAAGAAUGUAUGAAAAGGAAAAAAAAAAAUCUUCAAUCGGCGAUAUACCCCGUUAGCACUUGACUAAACCGCCGCCAUCACACACACGCGAUAAUAAUACACCGCAGACCUUUUGAAGAAGAAGAAGAUGGCUGCCAUCAGGAGGACGAAUGGGACGAGGUACACACGCGAGCUUGAGGCUGCACGGACGAGAUGUAAACUUGUCAUCACCGACGCGUCUCUCUGAUAGAGAGGGAGGCUGGGGUGGGUGGUGUGGGUGGGUGGAAGGAGGUGGCGGGAAUAGAAAGGAGUGGGCGACAAUGGCCGCACUUGGCAGCCGGCAAGACCCCACUUCAACAGUCCAUCAGCGUCCUUACAUCCUGGCUCCGCCUCCUCUCCGCAAGCUCCGCCCACCCCAUUUCCCUGGGCGCUCGCGUUAUAAAGUCGCCGGGAUUUCGUCGGCCCCCGUCCAGUUGUGUCAUCCAGCCGACGGAAUCCUUUCAGUUUUUUCUCCGUUGAACUCCAAAACACAAAAACCAAAUUCUGACUGGAAACAAAACAGACAAAAUGGAUUCCGAUAAAGAAGUGAAUCUCAGUGGGAAAAAUUUGACUCCGUUCUCCAUCGCCGAUAUUCUCAGCGGAAGCAGCAAAGCAUCCGCCGACAAUCCGCCGGCUCCUCCGACUCCUCCGCCGUCUCAGCAUCCGCUGCCAGCGGCCGUCGCCAAUGUUCACCAACCGUCUUACCCGUGGUUUCUCUUCAAUCCUCAUCCGCCGUGCUGGCCGUUGAUGUUGCCGGAAGCAUCGGCUCAAACCGGAUCCGGAUCGACAACAGGCAAUAACGGCCAGGCCGACCUGAGCAACAGUAGCGCAUUGACAACCGUUUCCUCUUCGCCGGAAGACGACGAUCUGGACCGGCUGUCGGACGACGACGAGCUGUUCGAUCAAGACGACGAUGACGACGGAAGCCUCAUCGGCAGUUUGAUCUCGUCGACGGACGACGGCCAGCAGGAAGACGCCCUGGACAUGAGGGCCAGUCACCGCCAACAUCGACGUCGCCAUCGAACCCAUCGGAUGCUGAUGGACAGCGAACAUCAGGCCGUGAGUGAGGAACGAUCGCUGGGCAAUUUGCCGUCGCUUCACCAUCACCUCCACCACCAUCACCAUCAGCAGCAGCAGCAAAUGCAUCAUCACCAUCACCACCACCAAAUGAGGAUGGCGGCGGCGGCGGCUGCCGGAGGGCUGGGAAUGGUCGUAUCCGGCAGCCGGAAGAAACGAUCCAGAGCGGCUUUCUCUCACGGACAAGUUUUCGAGCUCGAACGCCGUUUCGGUCACCAGAAAUACCUGUCGGGUCCCGAACGGGCCGAUUUGGCCCAAAUGUUGAAACUGACUGAAACUCAGGUGAAAAUCUGGUUCCAGAAUCGUCGCUACAAAACCAAACGGCGCCAGUUGCAACAGCAGCAACAGCAGCACGACGUUGCGGCCGCAACGAUGGCCCUCAACAACAUGGCGGCGGCUAGGCGGGUCGCCAUCCGGGUCCUGACGGAACGCCAAACAUCCGGACCUGCCUCAUCCGCAUCGGCGGUCCAUCAGCUCCACAAUCCGAUGGCCAACAACCAAAGAUCGUCAUCCACCUCGGUGAUGGCUCCAGGCCAUUCGACAUUUGCCGGACUGGCCGGCCACCACCCACAUCAUCCGCAACAUCAUCACAAUGUCCACCAUCCGUUCUACUAUUGCCCGCCGGGUUACCUCGCCAUGACCCCGCCCACCGAUCCUUUCAUCAACACAACAGCAGCACCUUAAAUUAAUUAUUACAACAGUUAUAUAAAUUUAAAAAAAGAAAAACAAGAAAAAAUGUCGAAAUUUAAGUUAAACGUGUCGCCGGUGUUUUUGUACAAAUAAGUGUCCUCAUUUUUCAGUUGAUGUUGAGUGUACAAUAAAUGAAUCAAAUAUAGUAAUUAGAUUUUAAAAAAUAAUCAUUUCUAAGCUGGCUGGCCAUCUGUUGCUGCGGUAGACGGCCAACAAGUCAACUGUGCCCACACACACGAGAGAGAAAAGGACGGACAGAAACUGCCUCGACUUCUUUUAAGAAACACAGGAGAAAUAAUAAUACAUAAAUAUGUUUGUGUGUGUGUUUGGUCUGAAAAGGAUGUUGACGUUGUGAUAUACGAUGCUGGGAGAAGCAGAAGCUC
Molecule: messenger RNA, 4479 nt
Organism: Daphnia pulicaria
Lineage: Eukaryota; Metazoa; Arthropoda; Branchiopoda; Diplostraca; Daphniidae
Product: homeobox protein Hmx-like
Exons: 6
Coding region: 2858-4090 (410 amino acids)
Biological process (GO): regulation of transcription by RNA polymerase II; cell differentiation
Cellular component (GO): nucleus
Molecular function (GO): DNA-binding transcription factor activity, RNA polymerase II-specific; RNA polymerase II cis-regulatory region sequence-specific DNA binding
Source: RefSeq, a predicted model, not a curated record